Molecule: messenger RNA, 11967 nt
Organism: Leishmania mexicana MHOM/GT/2001/U1103
Lineage: Eukaryota; Euglenozoa; Kinetoplastea; Trypanosomatida; Trypanosomatidae
Product: putative protein kinase
Exons: 1
Coding region: 1-11967 (3988 amino acids)
Biological process (GO): regulation of DNA-templated transcription; protein phosphorylation
Molecular function (GO): ATP binding; protein kinase activity
Source: RefSeq, a predicted model, not a curated record
AUGUCCCACUUUUCUUCUUCCUCGAGUGACAGCAGCAGCGACGACGGCAUAUUCACGCGGCGAGUAGAGUUUCAGCAGCGGCAGCGUGGUGCAUCAUCCUCAUCAUCUAGCGUUCCAGCUUCAGGGCCGUCUGCCACUCGCGAUGAAGUGGCCACUAUAUCAGAGAGCGCGCUGCCUUGCAGGGUCGAUGCGGUGGAGGCACCGACUGCAGCAGGAGCAACCAUCAGCCGUGCACGCUCACAGCCCCCUGAUGUCGUGCCAGUGGUGCUUUCGGAGAGGGUCACAACUCAGACAUCCCUGCAGAGUGCCUCUACGGGGUCGGAGAACAAGAGUAGCCCUGGUGGGUCGCCCAUUCAGCAGCGGCGUGGCCGUGUUGCGGGGGCUCGACCCCCAGCAAUCAAGGGCUCACUCGGUACCCCUACCGAGCCGGCAACAGAGCCGAAACAGCAGCGAGGUCGCCGUUCCUCCGUCUCCAACCCUGGGUCUCCCUUGGCGCUCCCGCCGCCCAGCCGCUCGUCGAGUCGACAGCGACGCACCUCGGUGCACUCCAUGAGCACCACGGACCUUGUAGUUGCCACUCUAGUGCGAGCGUCGUCCAACACGCUGUCGACACCCACCAACAAGCGUGCAGGUGGUCGUGGCGGAGGCGGCAUUCGCCGCCGGCACCCUCGCGGUGCUGCCACCACCUCUCUGCGCGCAUUGUCACCCGUCUCGGCGUCGCCGACGGCCAGCGCUGUCAACGCUCGGCUGCUAAGCGAUGAGGCUUAUCUCGACAUGUUCCACAUCCCGGCCCUCAUCGCGCAGCUUUCGCUAUCGCUGAUGGCGGCGAAGCCGGUCGACCCGCGUGCGUUCACCCGCGACUGGCUGGCUGACCGCCUUGUGAGCGAAGAAGACGAAGACGACGAUAACAUUGACGAUGGCGGCGGCAGCACCAACAGUGGGAGCGGCGCCCGGGAGCAGGAGAGCCAAGUGCUGCCGAGCGACACAGCCGUCCUGACACGCUCAACAGAGCUACCCAGCAGCACGAGCUUUGUAUUCCAGGCCAGCGGCAGCACAAUGGGUGACUUGGCCAGUGACAGCGGCGCCGCAAGGCCAUGUUCGGCGGAGGUCUCGUGCCGCCAAGGUCGCCCGAGGCGACACGCGCGACAACGCCGCCGAGCCAACAUAUCAGGUGAAGAUGAAGCGGACGAUAGCGCAAAGGCACCGCUAGCGGCCGCCGGAGACGGCGACGAGGACAAAACUGGCACGGCCGUCGAUCGGCCUGCGUCCGUGGAGCACGCCAUGCGCAAGCGCAAGGCUUUUGAGCGGCGAGCGCAGCGGAAGCAUCGGAAGAACGUCGCGACUCCGAUUACGUUGCAACAGCGUGGUGUCCGCCGCAUCAACAAUGACGCUGGAUCGCGCAAAAGCGAAAUGUCCGCGUCCUCGAGGAACAACACAAGCGAAGACGCUGGCAGUCGUUCGCCUCCGUGCGGGUCGCUGUUGACCACGCUGGCACCACCGCCCGCAGAGUCCAGCGAGCACAGAGAGUCACGAGCGGCUGAGUGUGAGUCGAGCAGUCCGAUGCAUAGGAGCGAGGAAACCGAACGAAGUGCCACUGCAGCUGCGCCGAGGAGCCUCCCUCCCACACCCAAGGCUUCCUCGUCCUCUUCACCCUCGUCAUCGUCGUCCUUCACCUUCAAGUCUUCUGGAAGUGAUGGCGUGGAGUGGGCACGCGUAGAGCUUCAGUCGCGCCGAACAACGGUCGCUGGCUCCUCAGCCUCCGCCGAGGUUGACAUUCCGUCGUCUCAUCCCAGGAUGGCAAUGGCGAGCGAGCCCAGCACCUCGACGGAGGGGCUUUCAGCGCUGCAUGGAACCACCCACAGCGGGCACGCGGUACGCCAGAGCUCGAACACCUCACGCACCGCUAAGACUGCUGCGAACGACGUUCCAGCUUCGGUGACGGCGGAACACAAGGGCACCCAUAAGAGCAGCAGCAGCAGCGCCAGUGAUCGCUACACUGGUGAUAUUGGUGCCUUCACCAGCCCACCACAGCGACGUAUCACUGCCAUCCCCCCAACGGUGAGUGCAUCUACGGUCGCAUCGGCUACUAGUCUCCUUGGCGCCAACACCGAGGUCAACCCCAGUCCCGCUGCGCAGCAGCAGCAGCAGUUUGAGGCACACGGACCGGCGACACUGGUGCAUGAUCGUGUUGGUCACACCAGCGACCAAGCCACCGAGCUUUCUACUACUGCUUCCUCGACCACCCGCCCAGAAGCCUCAGCGGCGAAGCACGGCGCAGUCAAGGAGGAGUUUUCGAGGAGCGACAGCGAAGCAGGGGAAGGUGGAGAGGCAGAGCGUCACAGCAGCAGCGCAGCGGCAGCGGCAGCAGAGAGUGACGGAAAUGAUGUCGACGACGACGUCGGCUUCGCCAUAUUUUCUCCCAUCCUCGCUGUGAACGCAACGACGAACGAAGUGAUUGACUAUCGCGAAGCUGGGGUGACACCGCCAUUGGCGCCUGCGUUUUCCCCGACUGGUACUGGCACUUGUGCGCUGCCGUCCUACCCCACUGUCAGCGCAAGUGGGGUCGGAGGCGGCCACCUUGCGCAGACCUACACCUCGACGGCCGUCACACAAUCAUCAGGAUUUCCUCCGUACGCGACGCGGCCCGUCUCCUCCACCUUCAACGUCUUGCCCACGCCGAUGCUCGCCGACUUGGUGGGUUGCGGGGGGCUGACAAACACAAGCUUUGGCCGACGCGGUGUGCCGAACAGCAGCUUUGGUCGGCGUCCCGCGCCCAUGACCGGCGCAGCAGGUCGCUACGCCGACCCGGCAGCUGGCGCUAUGGCAGGGAGCUCGUCACCGCCGACCCCGUUCAUCACACCGCACGCACCGAUGGAUCUGCCUGCGCUCGAUGUUGGGGGUGGCGGCGGGGACGGCGAGUCCCUGGAAAAUCUGCAGCUGCUCGGCUUCCCAAAGCUGAAUUCGAACUUGGCGGCCGGCUCUGUCGUAUCGGUUACUGGGGCUCGGACAAGCGGCUCUGCGGUUGUGGCUAGAGAGGCCACUUCCGUGCAGGAGCGCAAGGCAGUGCAGGAUGACGUCGUCGCAGAUCCCAAUACGGCGGCACCAUCGGCGUUCUGUCAAUCCGCGGCGCUGCACGGCGCCCCCGACGGCGCACGAAACACAAACCUGUCGCUCACCAAGGACACGUUGGGGCCGGUAACGGCGUUAUCGACCGCAUCCUCGCCGCUCUCCUCUACGAUGAAGCUAGAGUCGGCGCGCAGGCUAGGCAAGCUACUCGAUCAGCUCCCCGCCGCCAAGUACGCUGCUGCCAUUGUGUUCCUGGAAGGUCUGUUGAGCAGCAGUGGAGGCAGCAGCGACACGGCCGUGACGCCGGAGAGCGAGUCGAUCAGCAUGAUGGCAACCAUCGGUGAUGCAUCGAACCUCAAUCGCGGUCUUCUGAACAUUACGAACACAGCAACCGACACAACGCUGGGGGGUGUAGGCUUGUCGGAUGACGGGUCGUCGCCGCUGGUUGGGUCGAUCACCCCAGGGAAGCCGUGGGCGGGCACGUUUGGACCUGACCGGAGUCCGACGGGCCGAGCGCCGAGCUUCGCACACCUUGUCGCCGGUGGGAGUAUCCAGGCGCCUGCCUUGCCAGCGAGCGGCCUCAACGAGGAUGGCGUAGGUGCUGUAGGUAUGGUUGGCCGCCCGCCGGCGGGCGGCCACUCGAGGUCUCUCUCCAAAGGCGGGCCCACCUCCGUGGAAGCGUUGGUGCGGGAUGCACUCAGCCAAAGCGUGCUCCGAUCACUCCCGUCAACGCACGAGGAAGUACCUGGCAGCAUGCCCUCAUUGCCCUUGCGCUUGGAGGUCUCGGGGCGUGGCGCCAGCGACGGCACCAGCGUUGGCAUGCAACGUGUGUCCUCUCCCGCACGGCUGGAAAACACACAUGGCGAGCGAUUCGCGAACACCGCUACAUCCACCCCACGCGCCAACACGUCGCGAACGAGCUCACCCGUCCCGGUUGUCCCUGGGGGCGGCAGCGGUGACCCUGCUUCACAGCAUCCACCAUCCCAGUCAGAGCGUAGCAACUUGUCCUUCUAUAAGCAGCCAUCCAGCACCACUAUGUCAAGCCUGCGUCGUCAAUCUUCAUCACCGUCACCCGGCGGAUAUGCGCUCACUGCCGCAGCGCACCAGCAGCAGCAGCAGCAACAACAAUCGGUGACCAGAAAAGCGACAGAGGACCGUCGCGGCAGCGCUGCCGCCACCAUGCCUCCACAGUCGCUCAGUGGGCCGCCGCCGUUGUCCCCCGCAGGUAACUCUAGCCUCGCCACGACGGGCAUCCCUGUCAGCGGGCAAGGGCUAAUUGGCGUGGCUGCACCGACGCAACCGGGCGCAAGCUGCGUGGGUGACCCCGACGAGGCCAGAACGCCAGAGCACAGCACUGCACGCACUGCCACGGCCGCUGAUGUACGAGAGGCGGACAGCGGCAGCAAGGACCACCAGGACGCGGCGUUUGGCGGAUCUGACAACUGCGACCUUGGCAGCUACGCGGCGCAAGAACGCCAAAGCCAGGCAUUGCAGCAUGGCCAUGGCGUUGUCUCCUCCUCUGGCCAGAGCCUCCCCGCUCACGCAAAGGACCAAAACACCGUCGAUUCAUUUUCAGCCGCUGGUGCAGCUGUUGAGACUGCGGAGUCGAGCGCAGCCGUCCCACCGAAAGCGCUGAGGGUCACACAGCGGAGAUGCAGCAACGGGGACAGUGGUUCUGUGUCGCUGCCAGAGCGGCGCGGUGCGCGUGGCGAUUGCGACGAGGGCACCCUCCCUCCACAGUGCGGCACCCAUCAGCAGCUUAUGCCACUCGACGCGGCGGAGAAUCCCAUUAGCCUGCACGCGCAUUCAAAGGAAUCAGUGGCGUCGCUGCCGAGUGGCGCCGCGCCGAUCACCAAUUCAGGUGCCGAUGGCGGUGGCAGUCGACGCUCCGGCAACACCCCGGGAUACUGGCCAGGGACCUUUGACAACUCCCAAGUCUCUGGUUCAGCUGCUGCGGAGGACAUUCAACAGCGCCCGCGGAGCGGUCGAGAACUCUGCAGUAGCGCCGCCAAAUCCUCGCCUGCGUCCGCAGUGGGGAGCAGCGGUGUGGUGGGGUGGGGCGGCACGGUGUCGGGCUCCCCAUCCCCGCCUCUGCACGCGCAGCAUCCACACAGCGCCGGGAGGGAGCUGGAGUUCGAGGAUGUCGAUCUCGGUGCCACUUUGCGGACGGCGGUGGCUCUUGCCGCUGCCGCAGGCACUCAGUCGACGCGAACGGUGUAUGGGAGUCACAGCAGGAACAACGACAGCAUGAACGGGCCUGCCAUCCUGAGCAGCACCUCGGACCAGUCUGCCGGCGUGGCCGUCGUUUCGGGGGGAAGUGUCGUGGCAGCGGAGCCCUUCGCCAGUGCGGAUGCCAAUGAAGGGCUCAGCAGUCUUGCCACAGCGGACGAGACAUACAUCAAUGACCUCUUUGUGACCCACUCGAGCCAGAGCCCCCCUACAUUGCAGUGCAGCAACCGCAAAACCCUGCCAAGCAUGGUGGAUGGCAAGGGCGCCGGCGGAGAUCGCGUCUCUCUGCCGCCUUCGCAGACAGUGUCGCUGCUGAACGCGUGCAGCGUCUCCGUCACCGAAGGGGGCGACGUGUCCGCGGCGACCACAUCGACAUUGCCACCAGCAAUAGCGCCAGUGGCGGUCAGCGCAGAAGGGACCGUUCUCGCCACGCCUAUUACGGCAGCGAUAACCCCCAUCAUCGAGCCGUCGACGCCGUCGCCGCCGCUCUCGGAGCUGCCGAUGGUCACGUCAUCCGUUGUGGUCGCAAUGAACUCGUUCUUCUCCCGAGAGGACCACGUCGCACCGGAGGAGCUGGAGGUGGUUCGCGAGGUCGUGGCGCACUACGACGCCUUCGCCUCCUUGGAUGAAACACAGCUGGAGACGCUGGUGCGCACAAUGGGGAGAAUGGAGCUGCAGCGCGGGACCACCGUGGUGCGCGAGGGCGAUAGCACGCUAGGGCAGCUGCUGCUCAUUGUGUCCGGCAAGCUGGCGAUCUCGCGCAAAGGACUCGUCACCCGCACACUGGCACGUGGGCAGUUUUACGGCGAAAUGGAGAUGUCGUACGACGUGGAGCGCAGCCGCGUCACCUUGACAGCCGCCACACCCACCGUGGUGCUAUACGCGCUGCAGAAGGCGGACUACCAUAAGCUCGUCAUUCAUGAGAAGGACGCUCGAAGGUACAUGUUUCUGCAGUACGUCAACGAGUGUGUAUUGUUCAAAGGGCUCUCCCCCUACAUCAAGAUGAGGUUGGCCGACUCCUUCCGCGUGUGCCGGCUACGCAAAGGCGCCAAGCUGACAGACCAAGGCGCGCCAGUGGAGUGGAUGUACCUGCUCAUGUCGGGCAAUGUGCGCAUGACAUAUCAGACCCCACCCAGUUCUGGUGGAGAGACGAACGAUUGCCCAUUGCCAAGGCGCUGUGCUGCGCCAGGGGAGGAUGCGCGCCACACGGUUACCACCUCUCACUCCUUUUCAAACUUUGCCGGCUCGACCACACUCAGCGAGGCACACAUGUCCAGCGCCGCGUCCGCUGCGGCGGCUUCGACGGUCGCCGGCGCUUCCAUGACACGAUGCGGCGCCGCACUCAGCGGCAUUACCAGCUCUCUGUCAUCCUCGCUCACGCCGCUGACCGUCGCUUCCCAGAUGCCGUCUUCCACACUCUUGUUGUCGAAAGCCGCAGUGGCGAGCUUGAACACAAGUGCUCAGCAGCAGGACCUGCUGGCAGUGCGCGCCGCGUCCUCGGCUGAGGCCUGCAAAGGAAGCCCUCUGAUCAGCAUGGUGUCGCCGUCAUCUGGCGCCAACACCGCUACGCCACGCACGCCACAGUUGCUGCACUUGCCGAACGCAAAGGCAGCACACACUAAAAACCGCGGCAAGAGCGAUGACCGCCUCGCAGAGCAAGGCGCAGAUGAUGGGCCGCCACGGCCCUAUAGUUGGCACCCUCGCAGCCGCCGACUGCAGAGUCAGCAGAGCCAGCAGGACCGCAGCGUGAGUGGCUGGCAAGGCCUUUUGCAGCCUAACGCAUCGACAGCAGACUCGCUGGAUGCCGACAACACCAAGCUGCCGUCGCCACUGUCCACUUCAGUCUCUGUGCGGCAGUCGGUGAACACGUUGCUCGACACCAACAUCCACAGCAACGCCGGGAGCACACUGACGACCUCUCUCACAAACACAGCAGCCACCCUUGCAGGGGCAGCCGGCGUGAACAAAACUGUGGUCGUGGUGGAUCGCUCAAAGGGCCAGCUGGUCGGUGAGACGGAGUUCGUGUUCAAGUGCAAGGGCCUCUUCGCCGCCGUCGCCACGACACCUGUGCAGGCAGCGCGUAUCAGUCGCCUGCACUUCGAGGCCAUCAUGACCCGUGCCGUCGUCGAGGAGAUGAAGCACAGCAUGUUGUUGAACCCAGACUACUACUUUUUUGAGUUCACCGUGCCCGAGGCGUUGAAGGAAGACAUGCGGCGCAUGCUGUUCCGAUUGAACGUCGGACCGGCGGCACGCCGGCACACUCGGCACGCGCAGCAUCAGCAGCACCUUCGACAUUCGGUGACGGGGGUGGAGGGCACGAUAUCGGCCUUACGCAGCCGCGGUGGCACAGCCGGAGGGAAUAGGGACAGCGAAGCCGGCCGCCGCCAUUGCAGGCAGAGUAUGGUGUUAUCACGCCGCAUUCAGCGCGAGCAUAACUGCGCCUCCUUCAUGGGCAAUAUAACAGGCGGGCCAGGCGGCUCUAGCAACGGUCCGAACGGGACGACCGGCAGCAGCGGCAGUAACAGUCACAGCACGUCGCUGCCGCAUGCCACAGUGGGCGCGCAGGACGGUAGUCACGAACGCAACGAUGGUAGCACCUCUCAGGCGGGGAGCAAGCGCCACCAGACCAGUCAGCGUCGCUUCCGCACUGCGCCGCUGGAAAUCAGCCCAACGAUGAUGCGCUUGUCGACGGAAAGGGAAACGGCCGACAGCGCUGUCACGGCAGGAAUGGAGUCGUCCGCAUUGCACUAUCUCGCAGCACCAACGGUGUACGGCGGCCCCUUUGCAAGCCCGACAGCGGCCAGCACCACUGUCGUAUCAUCGACGAGUGCCGGAGAGGAUUCGGUGGCCUUCACCCCUGCGCCGGCGGCGACCAUGGGUAGCACGGGCAACGUGAAGGGGAGAGGCAGUAGCAGCGAUGGUGAUCACAACCGCUAUUCUCGCGCCACAGCCCGUCUUACCACGGCUGGGCUGCGCACUAGCUUCACGAAGCACUCCUCCACCACAACGAGUCUCCGACGCCGUGUCAGCACACGUGGAGAGAUUGUCUUCUCGGGUAGCCGCAACCUUUACCGCUUUACAGCAGAGGCGAUGAGCAUGAAUGAGAGCAUCGUUAUCGCCGUCGUCGUGGAUGGCACGAUCAUCCGAUGGAACUCCGUCGCGCAGAGCGUCACCGGCUAUGCGCCGUUUGAGGUGAUCGGCAAGAGCAUUUUCGACUUCAUCGUCUCCGAGGACGGGCGGCAGCACAUGCGUGACACCCUCGCCGUCGCCGCGCGCUUUGCCGGCAAGUGGGAGCAGUACAACAUGCGAAGACUGCAGGAGCAGCGCGUCUUCCCGUUUCGCCAAAACACUGGACUCUAUCAAGUCGGGCUGGCGCUUUCUGUCAUCCCGUCCAACUACGCCAAGACGGCGGAGGUGCUCCUGUUGAUUGGCCGGGAGGGCAAGUAUCGGGCGGCCAGCACGUACGCGGCGGAUGUAGCCAAAUGGCUGGAGGGGUCCCUAAAACCGCAGCUGCGCCAGUUCCAGCGCCGCAUGGUGCAGAUCGAGUCGCACGGAUGGCAACUGACGGCUGAGGACGCGCUGCAGGUGCGCGGAAACCUCGAUGCGUGCAUGUCCAUGGUGGAGCAAUUCACAAAAUUUUCGCUGCUUAACAUGGAUGUGGUGAGCCAGUCGUGGCGACCGGUGCGAGCUUCAGCGCUACUACGCCGCUUCGCGGUGGAGGCGAUGGCGUUUGCCCGGCAGCAGCAGCACGAGUACUACUGCAACAUCGACUUGGUAGAGCCCAAAGCCGAAGUGUUCCUGGACUCCCCGCAGGUGCUCGCUAUACUGCGACUUCUGCUUGGCGACGCGCUUCAGUGCCCCAAUAUUGACGACGACGGGAACGCGAUCGUCGUACACGCGGAGCUGCGGGUGACGGUGGUGGGGCCGCAGGACACGAACCAAGUGCCGCUGGCCAUCGGGAGUCCUGCUGGCCGCGUGAGCGGUGGCGGCAGUAGUGCGGGUGGCUUUGCCGGUCCUUUCGCCCCGCCGAACAUGUCGUCGAUAGCGCCGCCAGAGAACCACAGCAGCAGCGCCGCCGCCGCCCAUGGGCUCCGUAACGUGGUGGCCUCGCCGCCCGGGUCGGCCAAGGCCAGUUAUCCGGUGAUCUACGCCCCAGUCUCCGCGGUGCAGUCGAGCAGUGAAGCCACCCCUCUUAUUCCUUCGGGUGUCAGUCUGCCGCACCGGCCUCUGCCACGCGGGCAUCCACCGCCGCUGCACGCGCAGAAGUCGCAUCAGCACCACGGAAGCGAUAUGGUGCUGCCCGACCAUAGCCACGACUCUCCUCUCGUAGUCCUGGUAGGCGACAAGGCCUCUGGCAGCGGCGGCAACGCCCAAGCUGGGGUGGAUGGUUCCCCAAACUCUGCCGCGGUGGGGCCUUCGUCAGGCUCUACGGCGUCGAGUGGCACUGGGAUGCGUGGUCUCCCAUGCGCACCCAUCUCCAACACCCUCACUGCCACCCUGCGGCGCAUUCGCUUCGAGCUUCGUGACGACGGCCCAACAAUACCGAGCCUCCGCAGCCCCGAGGCAGUGGCGAGCGAGCGCACACGCGACCACGCAUCACCAGAGAGCGCUUCUGUCGAUGAUUCUGCCGCACGCGACUCGACCUCGCUAAAGUCGGUCUCCUGCACCAGCGACUCGCUCGCUGAUGAGGGCGCCGGUGACGGGGGCGGGCCCAGCGCCGCUCUCGAAGCCAGCAGGAGCUUCACUUUUGCAGCAGCCAGCGCGCGUCGUGGCGCAGAGCUGGAGCAGGUGGAGAAGAUACUGGCCAACCUCGGCGGAGUCGUGUACGGCUUCACUCGCCCGGAUGUACCUGGGAACGUGGUACGGGUUGAGCUGCCGCUACUCGUCGUGCCGGGCUCGACCGAUGACGGGCGGGAUGAAGAGAACGGCGGCGGUGGAGGCGGAGGUGGCACAGCGGCGCCGCCGUCCAGUGCCACGCGUACCUUCACAGUGAUUGUCGCGGACAACAACCGCCUGCAUCAGCAGCAGCUCUGCCGCGUUCUUUGGGCGCGGCAGCACGCGGUCGUCCCGGUCACAAGCUUUCGCGACCUGGGGCGCAAGUUAGAGAUGAACACCGCCGAUAUUCUGCUCAUUGACCCACUCCACAUCGACAUCGCGUCCGAGGACUACGAGUCGCUGUUGGGCGACGACCCUUUUGACGACAUCCGCGUUCUGUCUACACGACUGGCUCUUGUAGUCAUGGCGUCUGACUUCAGUGACUGGCGUGUGCAGAAGCUGCUGAACCGGCACGCCGUCGUGGAACUGCCCAAAGUCGGCUCCGGCGCCCUCGUCCACAUUGCGAUGCAGGAGGCCGAGCAGCUCGUCACGGAAAUGCGGGAGGAGGAGGAGCGACUGGACCUGAUUCGCCGCACCUUCACGAACAGCUCCACCGAGCGCCACAAGGUUGGCAAGCGCAUCGGCAAAGGUGCCUUUGGAGACGUGUUCGAGGUGGAGGACACACUGACGGGCGGCAAGAUGGCGAUGAAGCGCAUGCGCCUGCACGACGGGCUGCUGGCGGACGAGGUGCUGCAGGAAAUCUUAGCCAUGACAACACUGACGCAUGAGAAUAUCAUUCAGUAUUUCUACUGCGAAAAGGAAAGCGACACGCUGCUGCGCCUGUACAUGGAGCUGGCCCCUGGCGGCACGCUGCGUGACAAGAUCCGGGAGACGCCCGGAGUGCCGCUGCCCUUCGAAGAGAUUGUGCACCACCUCUCGUGCAUCUGUCACGGCCUCGCGUACGUGCACGAGAAGAGCUACGUGCACGGGGAUCUCAAGACGGCGAACCUUCUGCUUGGCACGCGCAACCGCACCAAGAUCGGUGACUUUGGUACCGCGAAGCACUUGGCGCCGCAUCAGCUGCUCUACACGAUGGUCGGCACCCCGCAGUAUAUGGCGCCGGAAGUGCUUACCGCGGAUGCGGAGCAGAGACUCGGCUACGACUUCAAGGCUGACAUUUGGUCGCUGGGCUGCAUCGUGCUGGAGAUGGCUACUGGCAGCCCGCCGUUCGCGCACAUGGAGUGCGCGCAGGGGAUGGGGAUCAUCAAGUACCUCACAGAGCUCACGGACACUCCUGACCUGUCGCCGCUAUUCUCCGGCAACCCGCUCGUGUACGAGUUCGUGAAACGCUGUCUCGAUGUCGACCCCCAAAACCGCCCGACGGCGCAGGAACUGCUGCACUUCGACAUCUUGGAAGGCGCGGUAGCGAGUCAGCGAGCGGAACGGCUGGUGCGGCGUGCGGAGAUGCUCUACAAACUAAACAAGUACGCCGCAAUGCGCGCCGACGGGGGCGGUGGUGGGACGGGGAGGAGCACCAGUGGCGGCGGCGGUGGCCGGGAUGGCACCGCACGCCGGGGCAGAGGCCAUGACGGCUCACAGGACAGCGAAGAGGCGGAGGGUGACGAUGACAACCACAGCAGCCUCUACGAAAGUGGCGUUCUUUUCUCCAGCAACGGCAGCACCGCUUACGAGGAGUACGACGACGAAGACGAUUAUGACGAGAACGAAGAGCUGAGCGAGCACGACAGCGCCGAGGAUGCGAUGGAGGACGACAGUGUCCCGAGAGAGCAGCGCGACCAGCAGCACUCUCCUCCUACAUCGUCCUCCCCGGCCUUCAUGCAUGAAGGGGUGAAAUAG